Molecule: messenger RNA, 2434 nt
Organism: Arabidopsis thaliana (thale cress)
Lineage: Eukaryota; Viridiplantae; Streptophyta; Magnoliopsida; Brassicales; Brassicaceae
Gene: GAI
Product: GRAS family transcription factor family protein
Exons: 1
Coding region: 433-2034 (533 amino acids)
Biological process (GO): gibberellic acid mediated signaling pathway
Cellular component (GO): nucleus
Source: RefSeq, marked reviewed
CUAAACUCUAAAGUAAUACUAACUUUAGAAAAUAUUAAUCUGUAAAAAGCUAUAUAUUCCCUAAUAUAUUAGUUUAUUAAUUUCAAUAUAUUCCCUAAUUACAAAUUUUGGUGUGUGUGUGAUUUUCAGCCUUAUCUCUUUGAGCUGUAGAUGUUGCUGUUAGCCCUCUGAUCCAUGAUUCAUCGGACAUCGAGCCCCAUCACGAGCCUUUUUAUUCUCAACAAUAAUAAUCAUUUUUUUUCUUAUAACCUUCCUCUCUAUUUUUACAAUUUAUUUUGUUAUUAGAAGUGGUAGUGGAGUGAAAAAACAAAUCCUAAGCAGUCCUAACCGAUCCCCGAAGCUAAAGAUUCUUCACCUUCCCAAAUAAAGCAAAACCUAGAUCCGACAUUGAAGGAAAAACCUUUUAGAUCCAUCUCUGAAAAAAAACCAACCAUGAAGAGAGAUCAUCAUCAUCAUCAUCAUCAAGAUAAGAAGACUAUGAUGAUGAAUGAAGAAGACGACGGUAACGGCAUGGAUGAGCUUCUAGCUGUUCUUGGUUACAAGGUUAGGUCAUCCGAAAUGGCUGAUGUUGCUCAGAAACUCGAGCAGCUUGAAGUUAUGAUGUCUAAUGUUCAAGAAGACGAUCUUUCUCAACUCGCUACUGAGACUGUUCACUAUAAUCCGGCGGAGCUUUACACGUGGCUUGAUUCUAUGCUCACCGACCUUAAUCCUCCGUCGUCUAACGCCGAGUACGAUCUUAAAGCUAUUCCCGGUGACGCGAUUCUCAAUCAGUUCGCUAUCGAUUCGGCUUCUUCGUCUAACCAAGGCGGCGGAGGAGAUACGUAUACUACAAACAAGCGGUUGAAAUGCUCAAACGGCGUCGUGGAAACCACUACAGCGACGGCUGAGUCAACUCGGCAUGUUGUCCUGGUUGACUCGCAGGAGAACGGUGUGCGUCUCGUUCACGCGCUUUUGGCUUGCGCUGAAGCUGUUCAGAAAGAGAAUCUGACUGUAGCGGAAGCUCUGGUGAAGCAAAUCGGAUUCUUAGCCGUUUCUCAAAUCGGAGCGAUGAGAAAAGUCGCUACUUACUUCGCCGAAGCUCUCGCGCGGCGGAUUUACCGUCUCUCUCCGUCGCAGAGUCCAAUCGACCACUCUCUCUCCGAUACUCUUCAGAUGCACUUCUACGAGACUUGUCCUUAUCUCAAGUUCGCUCACUUCACGGCGAAUCAAGCGAUUCUCGAAGCUUUUCAAGGGAAGAAAAGAGUUCAUGUCAUUGAUUUCUCUAUGAGUCAAGGUCUUCAAUGGCCGGCGCUUAUGCAGGCUCUUGCGCUUCGACCUGGUGGUCCUCCUGUUUUCCGGUUAACCGGAAUUGGUCCACCGGCACCGGAUAAUUUCGAUUAUCUUCAUGAAGUUGGGUGUAAGCUGGCUCAUUUAGCUGAGGCGAUUCACGUUGAGUUUGAGUACAGAGGAUUUGUGGCUAACACUUUAGCUGAUCUUGAUGCUUCGAUGCUUGAGCUUAGACCAAGUGAGAUUGAAUCUGUUGCGGUUAACUCUGUUUUCGAGCUUCACAAGCUCUUGGGACGACCUGGUGCGAUCGAUAAGGUUCUUGGUGUGGUGAAUCAGAUUAAACCGGAGAUUUUCACUGUGGUUGAGCAGGAAUCGAACCAUAAUAGUCCGAUUUUCUUAGAUCGGUUUACUGAGUCGUUGCAUUAUUACUCGACGUUGUUUGACUCGUUGGAAGGUGUACCGAGUGGUCAAGACAAGGUCAUGUCGGAGGUUUACUUGGGUAAACAGAUCUGCAACGUUGUGGCUUGUGAUGGACCUGACCGAGUUGAGCGUCAUGAAACGUUGAGUCAGUGGAGGAACCGGUUCGGGUCUGCUGGGUUUGCGGCUGCACAUAUUGGUUCGAAUGCGUUUAAGCAAGCGAGUAUGCUUUUGGCUCUGUUCAACGGCGGUGAGGGUUAUCGGGUGGAGGAGAGUGACGGCUGUCUCAUGUUGGGUUGGCACACACGACCGCUCAUAGCCACCUCGGCUUGGAAACUCUCCACCAAUUAGAUGGUGGCUCAAUGAAUUGAUCUGUUGAACCGGUUAUGAUGAUAGAUUUCCGACCGAAGCCAAACUAAAUCCUACUGUUUUUCCCUUUGUCACUUGUUAAGAUCUUAUCUUUCAUUAUAUUAGGUAAUUGAAAAAUUUUAAUCUCGCUUUGGAGAGUUUUUUUUUUUUGCAUGUGACAUUGGAGGGUAAAUUGGAUAGGCAGAAAUAGAAGUAUGUGUUACCAAGUAUGUGCAAUUGGUUGAAAUAAAAUCAUCUUGAGUGUCACCAUCUAUAAAAUUCAUUGUAAUGACUAAUGAGCCUGAUUAAACUGUCUCUUAUGAUAAUGUGCUGAUUCUCAUGAAUAUGCUCUUUUAAUGUGCAUGGUAUUAUAGGUGGACCAGAUUAUUUUAACAAUGCUAAG